AUGAAUAUGGUUGACGAGAAAAGCGUUGAGAAGGAUGUGAAAGAGAAGGCGUCACGUAAACGUCAAGAAUCAACGUCGAGUGAGUCGUCAUCUGCUAGCUCUACAGGAUCAUCGGACUCAUCUUCAAGUGGAUCGACAUCUUCGUCCGGUUCGGGAACCUCAAGUAGCAGUGAAUCAUCUGAAUCUGUUUCACCGUCACCAAAAAAGUCAUCAAAUAAAGCGAUGAUGGUCAUUGCAGAACGCGGUCGCAGUCCAGCAGGCGGAGCACGUCGUUCAUCGCGUUCGCCUCGUGGUGUAGCUCGUGCAGAUCGGGGUGAGAAGGUCACAAUAGCAUCAUCGCGUCGUUCAGUGACCCCACCGCGUCAGCGCCAACGUCGUCGAUCGCCAUCCUCUCCAAGAAGACGUCUCUCGCCCUCUCCACCUCGUAGAUCUCGUGGCGGUGCCACCUCACCAACCUCCUCACCAAGACGUUCCCCAAGAAGACGUGCCACUGCUGGUUCACGUGAACGUGAGCUCUCACCGAAACGUCGUCGCUCGCCAGCAGUCUCAUCACCGAAACGACGACGCAAUUCGCCGUCGCCAAAACGUCACUCAUCACCUUCCCAAAAACGACGUUCUGCCAGAAGUACGAGUCGAGAACGCACUCGUCGUGAUCGAUCGCGUUCCAAGGAUCGUAAGGCAUCAUCACCAGCGCGUAAAGCAACCCCUCCACCUCGACGUUUGUGCGUUCGUAAUUUGAGUCGUAACGUUACGAAAGAGCAUCUAGCCGAGAUAUUCAGUGUUUAUGGCACACUUAAGAAUUGUGAUAUGCCGAUGGAUCGUCAACACACGCAUCUGGGAAGAGGUUAUGGAUAUGUUGAAUUUGAAUCGGCAGAAGAUGCGGACAAAGCUUUGAAGCAUAUGGACGGUGGUCAGAUCGACGGACAGGAAAUCACUUGCGAGCUGACUCAUCAACCACGAACGGCGAUCAGUAACGGAGGCAGGAGGGGUGCAUCACCAAUGAGGUGUCAUCAAGCAUCUGCUGACGAUCGAUAUCGUGGUGCAUCGCCUCGUCGUUACCGAAGUCCGCCACGUUACGCUCGUGCAUCUGGUGCUAACAUGGCACCGUUGGGUGCGAAUCGCUUCAAUCGUUCUCGUAGUCCGCGACGCAGAAGAAGUCGAUCUUAA
This is a messenger RNA of Anisakis simplex (herring worm), 1167 nucleotides long. NCBI's taxonomy places the organism in Eukaryota, Metazoa, Nematoda, Chromadorea, Rhabditida, Anisakidae. The record is from the annotation of a GenBank genome assembly.